Messenger RNA from Coniophora puteana RWD-64-598 SS2, 2391 nucleotides. RefSeq lists its product as uncharacterized. The transcript has 8 exons. The coding region runs from base 1 to 2391 and encodes 796 amino acids. The record is from RefSeq and is a predicted model, not a curated record. Gene Ontology annotation, molecular function: RNA binding. Lineage: Eukaryota; Fungi; Basidiomycota; Agaricomycetes; Boletales; Coniophoraceae.
AUGGCUUCCGGCUACGCUUCCCCUACCCCUCAAGAGAGCGAGGGUCCACAACUUCACCCCUACCUUCAUGGGCCUCUCCUGUACAUAUCCAAUCUCCCACCUUAUGUCACCGACGAAAACCUCGCUGGAGCCUUCCAAGCUUGCGCACCUUUCCGGCCAAACAUCCCCCGUGAUGGCAGUACCCACCCGCUUGCGGGCACUAUAGAGUUCAAAUUCCUUGAAAAAGCCGAAAAGGCACUUGCCACGCUCCAAUCUCGCCCCAUCCCAGGCCUACAGCCCCCGGUGUUCUUGGUACUCUCCCCAUACCCUCCAACGAACCCACCAACGCCCCUUCCCCCGCCGUCCGCGCAACCUCGCUUCGUCAAACAGCUCCCUCUUGGGUACACGGACUCGCAACUGUACGAUCUCUUUCGCCCCUUUGGGGCCCUUUCAUCAGCCCGCAUCCAAAGUACCUUUGGGACGGUAAACGGCAUCGUCGAAUUCUGGAGAGAAGAGGAUGCUCGUAUUGCAGAGGAAGCAAUGCACUGCGCCGACGUGGAAGGUCAGAACAUCGCCGUGCAGAUUUACCAGUCGCGUCGUGCGGCGGGCGGGCAUGCACCAGAGUUCAACGCGCAUGCGCCAACGUUUGUGCCCUCUGGGUCGGUCUUCCCUUAUCCAAGCCCGAAUCAGUAUUCGCCGUCUCGCGCUAGUCACUACCCACCCCGCAGCUCCGUCUUCGUGCAUGGCCCCGGGCAGCAAGUUCAACUCGCACCCCCGUCAGGGCCUGGAUCCAGUAGCCAUAGCGGGCUCAUUGAUCCCUGUAACCUUUUCUGCAAGAAUCUUGAUCCUGAAAUAGACUCGAAUGGGCUGUUUACUCACUUCCGCCAGUUCGGACAAAUCGUCAGUGCUCGCGUGAUGCGCAAUGAGAAUGGAGAGAGCCGUGGUUUUGGAUUCGUCUCGUAUCAAACUCCCGAUCAAGCCAACGCUGCCCUGAGUGCUAUGAACGGCACGGUCAUUGGUUCAAAGCAGCUUGUCGUCCGCCUGCACGAGCCUAAACAACUGCGGCAAGAGAAGCUUGCGCAGCGCUUUGGUCACAACGGCCACCCGAGGAGUGCCAGCGGUGCCACCAGUCCUACUGUCAGUGAGGGCGGGGACAGUUACCUCGGCUUCUCGAGUCCUCGACGGAUACCUUCUGUUCUGGCGUCGCCCAUCAUUGGUCACGGCGACCGUGACCGGGGACGAAGGGGCUCGGGCAGUUACUAUAACGCUGCUCUCGCUGGUACGCUCGACAUUCCCAUGCGCUAUGACGACCUGGCGGCACUUUCACCCGUUGUGCGCAAGGAGGUGCUCACUGGUGAGCUAAGCCGGCGUGUCAAGGCGCUGGACUCUGUUCCACCCACGGAUGUGAGCUCAGUUGUAGAGGCACUUGUCUCUCUGUCCCUCUCGGAUGUCGUUUCUGGCUUGCAAGAUCCUGCCAAGUUCGCAGACCAGGUUGCUACAGCCAAGAAUGGCACCAAGGGCGUGCUCGAAGCGCCAUCACCUGCGAAGUCGACUUCCCCAGCAACGUCUCAGGACUCCCGCUUGCUCGAUCCGAAUGCGCUUGCGACGACUGCCUCCGCACCUGAGCAUCCCUCAACGCCAGUUUCCGUUCCCGCUUCGACGCCACCGCGGACAUCCUCACCGUCUGGUUCCGUCCCUCCAUCCUCGGAAAAGGACCGUAUGCUUGCAGCUAUCUCGAGACUUGAGUCGUCACGCCAAGCCGAUCUCACGGAGCUCCUGAUGAGCUUGCCAAAGCGCGAGCGUGCAUUGUGCUUGUUCAACAACGAGAUCCUACGUUCAAAGCUUGCGGACGCUAAGGCUGUACUAGAGAGCGACGAUGGCGACGACGUGCCAGCGCCGCCUACUCCUGCAUCUGCACCUGCUGAGACGCCCGUCACGCCUGUGACCAAGAAGAUCGCUCCGGCUGCAGAUUCGCCGCACACGCCUGCGCUCUCCUCUCGCGGUCCGUCAGCGGCUCCGUCGCCUGUGCCUGCGACUCCCAGUUCUGUCGCUGGCACGUCGGAGCACACCAUUGCGUCACUCGCCAGGAUGCCCGCUGCUGACAUCAUUCGCCUCGCUAACUCCUCGAGCGCUAAGCUGCCCCAUUUGCCCAAAGCGGAUCCUCUGGUGGUGAAGGCGACGGACGAGUUCAUAGAUUCGCUCCAGAAUAAACCCGUUCAGUCACAGAAGCAGCAACUUGGCGAUAAACUCUGGCGCUCAAUCAAGGCCUUUGGCAUCAAGGGCGCGCCGAAGCUCACAAUUUCUCUGUUGGAUCAGGAGGAUCUACGCUCCCUUGCACACCUCAUGAACAGCUAUCCCUCUGUGCUCAAGGAGAAGGCCCUCAUUAUUCAGGCGCAGAACGCUGGAAAGUAG